AUCGGACAUCCCUAAUUGUACAUGGAGCGUAUUCUACUGCUGCGCUAAAGUGAAGUGCAAUCAUAAUCCUCGCAAUGUCGCAAUCAAAGUUCCCGUCAGGGCAGAGCCUUCUGAAAGUGAACCGUUACGCGCUGCUACAGCCGGCACCAUUACGUCGGCCACCACCACUCGACCCGUCCAUUCCGCUUCGUGGACGUCCCUCGAAACGGGCCAAGAUGGAGUACAUGUCCGCCGGAAUCCGUCACCAGCAUUCUUCUUCGUUCAUUAUGAAGCUGUUUGACCGCAGCGUAGAUUUGGCCCGUUUUGAACCGGAAAGUUCUCUAUAUCCGGUGUGCCGGGCAUGGAUGCGUAAUCAACCGAGAGCCCGGGUGAACCAGCAGCCAAACCGUGGUGGUCAGCAGUUGUUGAAGAAACGAGUUCCCCUGCCGGAUAUUGUUGACCGGUACAAUCGAAAGGAAAUAGACUAUAUUGACCAAAUGCCAAAACCGGAUGAGUCUAAGAUGGAGCCUUUUGUUUUUGAAAAGCCCUUGGAGAAAAGUAAGGUUGGUGAAUUCGAUAGAUCGGGUGCUAGCAGGGAAACAUUGCUCAAAGAGCACAAGGAACGAUGGGUUACCAUUCGACAGAGAUGGCAGAGCCACCGACAGAACUAUCUCCGGAAGUAUCAAGUGAGCUAUGAUUUGCUUGACGCAAUCGUCAUGAAACACACUUGAAUUACCAUGGGGAGUUCUAACCUGUUUAUGAAAUAAGGUAAAUAAAGU
Messenger RNA from Topomyia yanbarensis, 758 nucleotides. Its product is annotated as protein lin-37 homolog. The record is from RefSeq and is a predicted model, not a curated record. Bases 75 to 710 code for a protein of 211 amino acids. Gene Ontology annotation, biological process: negative regulation of transcription by RNA polymerase II. Lineage: Eukaryota; Metazoa; Arthropoda; Insecta; Diptera; Culicidae. Gene Ontology annotation, cellular component: Myb complex; transcription repressor complex. The transcript is spliced from 2 exons.